GAGCGCAGUAACGGAGCAGCGACGGAGAGACUGCAACACACAGCUCUCUCUCUCUCUCUCUCUCUCUCUCUCUCUCUCUCUCUCUCUCUCUCUCUCUCUCUCUCUCUCUCCAUCAUCACACCGGCACCACAGUACCUCGUUCCCCGGGUGUGGAUCUAUCCCUAGCUCACGGGUUGGCCGUGAAUGCGAGGCGGUCGGUUCCUCUAGCAGAGGCGACAUGAGCGCGUUCCGGCUCCUGCUGCGGAGUUUCCACUGUGUGGGACUCUACAUCCAACUUAGUGGCUCUUUCUCAUCAUCCGCCCAGGUGGAGAACCGCAUCUCCAGCAACGCUCUCUUCACAGAGGUCCCUCAUGACAUGACGGCACACAGCGGGCAGGAUGUGGAGAUGGCCUGUUCGUUUCGGGGAUCAGGCUCCACUUCUUAUUCUCUGGAGAUCCAGUGGUGGUACAUCAGGAACCACAAAGAGUGGACAGACAAGGAGACGUGGACCACCAACCAGGUGGCGCCUCAGGAGGAGAUGUCAAGGGACGCUACGAAAAUCAGUGUGGUGAAAGUGGCCGGCAGCAACAUCUCCCACAAGCUGCGUCUGUCCAGCGUCAAGCCUUCUGACGAGGGCACGUACGAGUGUCGCGUCAUCGACUUCAGUGACAGCCGACCUCGGCACCACCGCGUGCGCGCCUACCUGCAGGUGGAAGGUGACGGAAGUGCUGCUGCACCUCCACACCACCGGGGGGAAGCAGAGUCUCAGAAACACCAACCAACAGCACACCAUGGGCACAAAUCCGGCAGGGAGCUCAGGAAGAGGGCUGCUGAUGACACCAACACUGACUGCACAGAGAGCUGUGCACUUUAGGGCCUAAACACACACACACACACACACACACACACACACACACACACACACACCACACAAACACACACACACAUCAUGGACUACGGUCCUACACCCUAAUCUGUUCUCCUAUAGCUUUCCUCCCCAAGAUCUUAAUACACAGUGUAUAUUAUUGUAAAUGUUCUCUCAGACGAGCCGUUGCAUGUCGCGAAAUGUUUCUUACGACGUUUAUCGCUUUAAAACUCGAAGGACACAAAGAGACGAACAGAUCGGGAGUGUGGAUGUUUCGCCGUUUCGUUCUGCGUCAUUAAAAAAAAAAAGUAGAAAAUUCUUUCAUUCACAGCGCGGGUGGGAAAAAGUGCUAAGAUAAUGACAGACUUUUACAAACGAUCUUCAUACGAGCGGGUUUUCGGAAUCGUGCGGUCGGAUCCUCGCACGUCUCAGCAGGCGACGAUAUGACAGAAUCGAUCAAAUACGAAACAAAUCUAAGAUUCUAUUCUUCAAGAUAUUCGUUUUCUUCUUCGGUAAUUAAUGCGGAAAAAUUUGCAGAAAGAUUUUCCAGAAUGAUUUCAAGCUGGAAACGAUUCAAAUACGUAAACAGCACAUUUCUUAUAAAGGAACGUUCUGGAUACAUUAGACUGUGUUUAAAGAUAUUUUCACUUGAUGUCAGAGGGGGUUAGGAAAAGAAAAAAAGACUGUUGAUCAGGAUUGUUUAUUACCCCCAUGGUGUGGAAGUGGGUGUGGAUAUCCAGUAACUCCAGUAACUCCAGAACCUCAGCUGUAUGUACGAGGGCUUUAUUUUAUCUAGCAGACCGUUAUUUUUGUUUUUACCUGCAAAUUUGCAAACUACAAGAAAACAGUAUCCUAUUCCAGUACAGUAAUUUAUUUAAACUGGUUAACAAAAAUCCCAGUAUCCUUUUUAAACUGGUCUACAAAACCCAGUACCAUAUUUAAACUGGUCUACAAAACCCAGUACCAUAUUUAAACUGGUCUACAAAACCCAGUACCAUAUUUAAACUGGUCUACAAAACCCAGUACCCUAUUUAAACUGGUCUACAAAAAUCCCAGUACCCUAUUUAAACUGGUCUACAAAACCCAGUACCCUAUUUAAACUGGUCUACAAAACCCAGUACCCUAUUUAAACUGGUCUACAAAACCCAGUACCCUAUUUAAACUGGUCUACAAAACCCAGUACCAUAUUUAAACUGGUCUACAAAACCCAGUACCCUAUUUAAACUGGUCUACAAAAAUCCCAGUACCCUAUUUAAACUGGUUAACAAAAAUCCCAGUACCCUAUUUAAACUGGUCUACAAAACCCAGUACCCUAUUUAAACUGGUCUACAAAAAUCCCAGUACUGUAUUUAAACUGGUUAACAAAAAUCCCAGUACCCUAUUUAAACUGGUUAACAAAAAUCCCAGUACCCUAUUUAAACUGGUUAACAAAAAUCCCAGUACCCUAUUUAAACUGGUGUUACAUAAACCAGUUCCUUAAAUUUGUAUUUAUUUAUUUAUUUAUUUAUUUAUUUAUUUAUUUUGCCCUUUGAGAUUUCUGUCCUCGUCUCAACCAGAUGGAAGAGAACGGAGAGAUGCGUCUCUUACUCAUCGGUCUGCAUUUGUAUUUGUCUGGAACAUGUUGUCUGUUCAACCCAAAUGACAACAACACAACACUUGUGAAUGUGGAGUUACAGGGAUUUAAUCCACAGUGAUUUAAAGAGUGAGGAGGAGCAGAGAAACUGCCGAGGGACGAACGAACGAACGAACGAACGAACGAACGAAACGGAAGACCGAGUUUUAUACCAACAAAGAGCACAAGUGUAGACAGUGUACCUAAUAAAAUGGCAGAGAGUCUAUCCCUCACAUCUCUACUUAUAUAAUUCCACUCACACUGCUGAUAGAUUAAACCGUAAAGUCACUCGUUCAUACGAUAGAUGAUCAUUAUUUUUAUUGGAUUUUCUCAUCGUUUAUUCUCUGGAUGUAUAUUUAAACUUUUCCCACACCGGAAUUUCGAAAACUGAAGUCGACGUGCACUUAAAAAAAGAAAGAAAGAAAAAAAAAGAAAAGAAAGGUGACCUGAGGUGGCUCACACAUACCGACCUUUAUAUCGUGUCCUGUUUUAUUCACAGUGUAAAUAUGACAUGGGUCAGAGGGGGGCCAAAACUUUCUUUGCUGUCACUUUAUUAGCUGCACUUUUAUGAACACGUCUCCUAUAAACCCAAAUCAUCCAUUUAGACGAUAAAUAAAAUAGAGUUUUUAAUGAUUAAAGCCUUUCUGCGAGGCCUCGGACGCCGGGGGCUUCCCGGACGGAGGUGGACGUUCGGGAUACUGUAAUAUAUUACUAUCAUUUUUUUUUCGUUCUUUGUCUAUGACUGAAAUGUAAAGCUCUAUAUGAAGCCCUCAUUUCUGGAUUUUUUUUUUUUUUUUUUUUUUUUUAAUGCUUUCUGUUUUUGUAAGAGCUAAAUGUAAAAAAAAAAAAAAAAAGUACAUGUUUGAAUAUUCUCCAGAGUGUUGGUCUCAUCUUAAAUGUAUGCUUUUAUCAAAUAAAAAAACAAAACACUGAGUUAUACGCUGA
Tachysurus fulvidraco (yellow catfish) is the source of this 3401-nucleotide messenger RNA. RefSeq names its product V-set and transmembrane domain-containing protein 2-like protein (gene vstm2la). The coding region runs from base 218 to 853 and encodes 211 amino acids. The transcript is spliced from 4 exons. The record is from RefSeq and is a predicted model, not a curated record. NCBI's taxonomy places the organism in Eukaryota, Metazoa, Chordata, Actinopteri, Siluriformes, Bagridae.